AAAUGUGGUAAACAUAACCCCAUUUAUCACGUUUUUGUCGUGUUUUCUUGGGAGGAUUUCUUCCCCAAAAAUCACCUUUUCUCCUAUAAAUCCUCACUCAUUUCUUCUCUCCACCAAUGCCACGGUACAAAUAAACCCCAAAGUGUGAGAAAUGGGACGAAUAAGGUGGCGAUUACGUGAAAUUCCAGGAAGACUGUACGAAAAUAUUCGUUUUAAAUAUGACUACACGAUUAUGUGUAUUAAGUCGCUCAUGUACAAUCAUCACCUGAAUCAGAGUUAUGUGUCCGAUGUGUGUAUGGAGCCAAUCUUCUGGUUCGUCGACAAUUUCACUCAUCUCCUCGGACCGUUCUUUGUUAUUGCUGUCGCUUGCCUAACAUCCGCCGUAGUCUUUAUAUCUUACUGGAUCGGUCUGCCUUACUGGUGGGCCAAGAGCCAGGAGAUGACUGUGAUUCUGGUGAUUGUCGGCAAUUGGCUGCUCUUGAAUGUGGUCUUUCACUACUACAUGGCUGUGGUCACCCCUCCGGGCUACCCGCCGGAGGGUGAACUGAUUGUGGAGGCGGUGAGCAUCUGCAAGAAGUGCAUAGCGCCAAAACCACCGAGAACCCAUCACUGUUCCGUCUGCAAUCGAUGCAUUCUCGCCAUGGAUCACCACUGUCCGUGGCUGAACAAUUGUGUGGGAUUCGGCAAUCAUCGAUACUUCUUCCUCUACAUGGUGUUCACGGCGGUGGGAUCACUCUUCAUAAUCGUCUUCGGCAUGGGCAUUGGCUACAAUUCGCUGAUACUGGGCGACGGUGAGGGCUGGCUGGAGACGGAGCCGCUCGAAGGGCAUCCAGUUCGCUUUAACAUUUCCGGACAUGCUCUACCAAUUACGGAGAUGAAUGAGUAUGGCGAAGACGGAGUAAUGCCAGUGCACCACGAUCUUCCUGUUCCUCAUGAGUUGGCCAACAAUGCUGCCAAACAUCGGGCAAUAAUUUUCAUGGCAAUGAUCAAUGUUGCGGCUUUCUUUGCACUAGGAUCACUCAGUAUUUGGCACUCAAAGCUCAUCGGUCGUGGUGAGACGAGCAUUGAGGCGUACAUCAAUAGAGCGGAGACGAAGAGACUCGCGGCUCUCGGCAAGACGUACAUAAAUCCGUAUAAUUUCGGUAAGAAGAAGAACUGGAGGCUCUUUCUGGGGCUCGUGCGUGGCAGAUCUUGGUGGCGACACGUUCUCCUGCCAUCCACGCACAGGCCUCAAGGCACUGGUCUUACCUGGCACACCGUGUCCAGUGAGAGUCAAUUGCUCAGUCCUGAAGACGAUUGGCCGUAG
Phlebotomus argentipes is the source of this 1306-nucleotide messenger RNA. Its product is annotated as palmitoyltransferase ZDHHC16. The record is from RefSeq and is a predicted model, not a curated record. Gene Ontology annotation, molecular function: palmitoyltransferase activity. The transcript is spliced from 5 exons. Bases 152 to 1306 code for a protein of 384 amino acids. Gene Ontology annotation, biological process: protein palmitoylation. Lineage: Eukaryota; Metazoa; Arthropoda; Insecta; Diptera; Psychodidae. Gene Ontology annotation, cellular component: Golgi apparatus.